Messenger RNA from Grammomys surdaster, 1748 nucleotides. It is a transcript of the gene Aim2, whose product is annotated as absent in melanoma 2. Gene Ontology annotation, molecular function: double-stranded DNA binding. The coding region runs from base 492 to 1562 and encodes 356 amino acids. Gene Ontology annotation, biological process: activation of innate immune response; cellular response to interferon-beta. Gene Ontology annotation, cellular component: AIM2 inflammasome complex. The record is from RefSeq and is a predicted model, not a curated record. NCBI's taxonomy places the organism in Eukaryota, Metazoa, Chordata, Mammalia, Rodentia, Muridae. The transcript is spliced from 9 exons.
GAAUCGAAAUCUGCCUGUGUCCUCUGCUGCCUGCAGCCAUGCUUUCCUUACCAGCUUCUAUGUCUUCCCGGUUGUGAUGAAAUCCACCCUCAUGGACCUAGCUGAGCUCCAUUUGUUGUGACUCCGUAUAGAAAAACACACUAGAAACUUUUCCAGAGGUUCCUACGACUUCAUGCUGCUUCCUCAUCGUAUUCAGGCCACCUGACAGAGUGAUGUCUGCUAAUAGAACUCACAUGACGAGGUACUACGGAACUGGACUGCUGGCAUAUUCAUAAAGGACUUAUGAGUGGACCGAGCUGCCACUGAGGGUUCCUGUGAACUGAACUGCUGAUUUCCUAACAACACAGAUGUUUCAUUGCACAUUCUGUGAAUAAUACAAAGGCAGUUGGCAAAAGACAGAGCAGAGGGCUUGGAUUCAGAAGACUUGAGAUCAGGCCAUCUAGUCAUCCUUUAUAAGCUGUGUGAUAUCAGGCUGAUCCUGGAUCUGUGAGAUGGAGGGUGAAUAUAGAGAAAUGCUCUUGUUGACUGGCCUGGAUAACAUCACAGAGGAGGAACUGAAACGGUUCAAGUACUUUGCCUUGACUGAGUUUAAGAUUGCCAGGAGCAAACUAAACACUGCAGACAGGGCUGAGUUAGCCGAACAGCUGAUUCAAAGUGCAGGUGCAGAGUCUGCAGUGAUGAAGGCCAUUUGUAUUUUCCGGAAGUUGAAUUAUAUGCAUAUUGCAAACGCUCUUGAAGAAAAAAAGAAAGAAGCUGAAAGUAAAUACAUGACAAAUACAAAGAAGAAAGGAACACAGAAGGUAGAAAAUAGAAGUCAAGCUGAAAAAUGUUCUGUUGCCUCUGCCACUUGCAGUGACAAAAACUUCAAGGAACACUCUACUACAAAAGUCUGUCCUCAAGCUAAGCCUCAGAAGAAACAGAUGGUGGCAGAACAAGAAGCCAUCAGAGAAGAUUUACAGAAAGAUCCACUGACAGUCAUGGUGCUGAAAGCUAUAAGUCCCUUUGAGUGUGAGACCCAGGAAGGAAAACAAGAGAUCUUCCAUGCAACAGUGGCCACAGAGACAGAAUUUUUCUUUGUAAAAGUUUUAAAUUCACAGUUCAAAGAUAAAUUUAUCCCAAAGAAAACAAUAAAAAUAUCAAACUACCUUUGGCACAGUAACUUCAUAGAGGUUACCAGUUCCUCAGUUGUGGUUGAUGCUGAAUCUAACCAUGAAGUCUGUGUCCCAAAUAACAUUAUUAAGAGAGCUAGAGAAACUCCUAAGAUAAGUAAACUGAAAACUCAGCCAUGUGGAACAAUUGUGAAUGGGCUGUUUAAAGUCCAGAAGAUAACAGAGCAUAAAGGUAGAGUACUGUGUGGCAUACACGAUAGAACAGACACAAUGGAUGUACUGCUGCUUGGAAACCAGAGCCAAGCAAUAUGCGAGGAAGGAGACAAGGUUAGGCUCACAUUCUUUGAGGUGUCAAGAAAUGGAGAGAAAAUUCAGUUGAAAUCUGGACCUUGUAGCUUCUUUAAGGUUAUUAAGGCUGCAAAGCCAAAAACUGAGACAAAAAGUGUGGAGUGAAGUCAAUUCAUUUAAAAAGCAUUUUCCUGAAGAAUCUUAAUGCUGCUUCUUGAACCAGACUGAGCAACCCGAGGACAGCAGUUUACAGCCUCAUCAUCUUAUUGUAUUAGGAAAGGAAAAACACACAAAAAAUAACUGGAACAAUGUAUAAAAGGUUAUAAUUAAUUAAAUUAUUGUUUUAUCUAA